Messenger RNA from Ophidiomyces ophidiicola, 1254 nucleotides. RefSeq lists its product as uncharacterized. Gene Ontology annotation, cellular component: nucleus; cytoplasm. NCBI's taxonomy places the organism in Eukaryota, Fungi, Ascomycota, Eurotiomycetes, Onygenales, Onygenaceae. Gene Ontology annotation, biological process: phosphatidylinositol phosphate biosynthetic process; inositol phosphate biosynthetic process. The record is from RefSeq and is a predicted model, not a curated record. Bases 1 to 1254 code for a protein of 417 amino acids. Gene Ontology annotation, molecular function: inositol hexakisphosphate kinase activity; inositol-1,4,5,6-tetrakisphosphate 3-kinase activity. The transcript is spliced from 2 exons.
AUGUCAGAAUUAACAACAACCGAAGGGAGAAAGUCCGCCCAGGUACAUGAAAGCAGCUUUGUUGCCUUUGAUCACGCUGCAGCUGGGCAUGAUGGUGUGCUCUGCCACGAAGAUGGUUCUCUGAUAGCAAAGCCCUGUACACCCCAGGAAAUCGAAUUUUACGAGUCUAGUGCCAGGCAUCCCGAAUUCCGAAAAUAUAUGCCGAUAUUCAUGGGUACACUGGCGGUAUUUUCUGAAGAGCCAAGUAAACCUGCCACUUUGCGGCCCCCUGAGGUAUCUGCCGCGCUACCCUCCUCAUCUGGUGCGGACACGCCCUUGACUCCAGAACUAUCUACCCAUCCAGAUCUUGUUUCUAUUGCCAAGGCUUCCCAAAAUAAACCAGAAUGGGUUCCCUCUGGUGGUAGGAGAAUAGAAACUGGCUGUUCCAUCGUUUUGGAAAACGUGGCCGGUGGGUUUCAGAAGCCAAGCGUGCUGGAUGUGAAGCUGGGCGCAAGGCUUUGGGACGAUGAUGCACCGCUUAGCAAACGGGAAAGACUCGAUGAGGUAUCAAGAUACACAACCAGCUCUGGCCUAGGAUUUCGCAUUGCUGGUAUGAAGACUUGGAUUGGUGAAGCUGCUACUCCCUUCUCUGGCGAGCGCCUUGUUCCAACUGAGAAACAUAUCCCAGGCGAUGCGAAUGAGGAAGUACGGCGUAGCAUGAAAAUAGUCGAAGAAGAGGGUUACCGACGCUAUGACAAAUAUUAUGGCAGGGCUUUCAAUGAACACAACGUUAAAACGGCAAUUAGAAGCUUUCUUGAUAGUGCAAACAUUGGAACGACCGAUCGGUCCAAACUUAUUGCACAACGUAUCGCAGCACGACUGCGGGCAAUGCAGUCUAUGCUUGAAAAGGAAGAAAGCCGAAUGUACUCUGCUAGCAUUCUCAUUGUCUAUGAAGGGGAGCCGGAAGCCCUUGAACGAGCACUAGGCGAGGAAGAAGAGGAGAAACAAAAAAGGUAUUAUCAAGCAGGAUCAACCCCAGAAGUCGACUUUACUGACUUAGUGUUAAUGAGACCUUCGCAAGCUAGCUGUCAGAAUGCGAUUACAUCUGAUGGUAAUCUGAAUGACGAGGAAGUGGCAGAGGUACGCAAAGUGCUUGAUAUACGAUUAAUAGAUUUUGCACACGCUCGGUGGACGCCAGGGCAAGGCCCAGAUGAGAAUGUACUUCAGGGAGUUCGGAGUUUGGUCAGCAUUAUGGAGGCGCUGGCGAAUGGUUAA